This is a messenger RNA of Budorcas taxicolor (takin), 1075 nucleotides long. It is a transcript of the gene CHST11, whose product is annotated as carbohydrate sulfotransferase 11. Gene Ontology annotation, biological process: carbohydrate biosynthetic process; proteoglycan biosynthetic process. NCBI's taxonomy places the organism in Eukaryota, Metazoa, Chordata, Mammalia, Artiodactyla, Bovidae. The transcript has 3 exons. The record is from RefSeq and is a predicted model, not a curated record. Gene Ontology annotation, molecular function: sulfotransferase activity. Bases 32 to 1075 code for a protein of 347 amino acids. Gene Ontology annotation, cellular component: membrane.
ACACCCGGGUUCCCGUAGCCAGGACAAAGCCAUGAAGCCGGCGCUGUUGGAAGUGAUGAGGAUGAACAGAAUUUGCCGGAUGGUGCUGGCCACUUGCUUGGGAUCCUUUAUCCUGGUCAUCUUCUAUUUCCAAAUCAUGCGGAGGAACCCCUUUGGUGUGGACAUCUGCUGCCGGAAGGGGUCCCGAAGCCCCCUGCAGGAGCUCUACAACCCUACCCAGUUGGAGCUCUCCAGCACGGCGGUCCUGCAUCAGAUGCGGCGGGACCAGGUCACCGACACCUGCCGGGCCAACAGCGCCACGAGCCGCAAGCGGCGGGUGCUGACCCCCAGCGACCUGAAGCACCUGGUGGUGGACGAGGACCACGAGCUCAUCUAUUGCUACGUGCCCAAGGUGGCGUGCACCAACUGGAAGCGGCUCAUGAUGGUCCUGACCGGCCGCGGCAAGUACAGCGACCCCAUGCAGAUCCCGGCCAACGAGGCGCACGUCUCGGCCAACCUGAAGACCCUCAACCAGUACAGCAUCCCGGAGAUCAACCACCGCUUGAAAAGCUACAUGAAGUUCCUGUUCGUGCGGGAGCCCUUUGAGAGGCUGGUGUCCGCCUACCGGAACAAGUUCACGCAGAAGUACAACACCUCCUUCCACAAGCGCUACGGCACCAAGAUCAUCAAGCGGCAGCGCAAGAACGCCACGCAGGAGGCGCUGCGCAAGGGCGACGACGUCAAGUUCGAGGAGUUCGUGGCGUAUCUCAUCGACCCUCACACCCAGCGCGAGGAGCCCUUCAACGAGCACUGGCAGACGGUGUACUCGCUGUGCCACCCGUGCCACAUCCACUACGACCUCGUGGGCAAGUACGAGACGCUGGAGGAGGAUUCCAAUUACGUCCUGCAGCUGGCGGGCGUGGGCAGCUACCUGAAGUUCCCCACCUACGCCAAGUCCACGAGAACUACUGAUGAAAUGACCACGGAGUUCUUCCAGAACAUCAGCUCGGAGCACCAGACGCAGCUGUACGAAGUCUACAAACUCGAUUUUUUAAUGUUCAAUUACUCAGUGCCAAGCUACCUGAAAUUGGAAUGA